AUGAUACCGUCAUCACCGGGUCAAGAUGGAAGUAGAUCUACUUCGCAUGAUCCAUCGGUAGUAGAAGGUGUACAUCAAAAAGCUUCUUCCGCAAGCAAGGAAAGCCAAGCGCAGGUGGAACGGGCCGUCUCAAUUAUACCAUCAAGAACAGACGAGGGCUUGCGCGAGCGAAAAAGCAUCAAGAGCAGGAAUUCGCAAUCCUUGUUGGUGCAACGAGGUAAGACCACAGAGAAGGCGAACGCGAUGAAACGUGUUGAUAAGAGCAUUAGUAGCACGUGCUGUACCCCCGUUGCCGAACAAACUUCGACACCGGAAGUUCGAGCAGGAAGCCUGGAGGGCGCCGAACGUGAUGAAUCAUCGUCAACAUUAACCCUUUCCGAGGUAGAGGAUGGUAAUCUACUACCAGAUCACCUAGGCGAAGCCGAAGCCCGCGGUCCUCUCCCAUGUAGCGGUUCCUCCGAGGCCCAGCAAGCCCUCUCCACCUUCUCCCGCCAGGUAUCUCCUGGGACCCAAAAACUCCGCGAGAUGUUUCGCGCGAAUAUUGUGGAAGGCUAUCUCAGCGCCCGGGCGAAAUCGCCCCCAGCUGGAAAUACAGCUGCAACGAGUUCGUCGAGCGCACUUGCGGUCGUCGUUCACCGAAGCUCUAGUUGUAGUUCGGGGCAGGGAACAAUAUUAUCUUCAAGCAAAACCCCAAGGAACAGAAAAACCUCGAAAGAAGGGAUGAAGACAACAAGCAGCUCCCCGCCCCCGGAUCGGUGGGGCGGGGCGGUAGCAGCGUCGUCGAAGGCAGGUGGUUGUAGUAGUAGCGGGACGAAGCUACGUGGUGCAAAAUCAUCUAUGGAAACAUCUACAAGGACCGCACCUGCUUCUUCGUCUCGUCCGCCGGUGGUGUCUCGCAGCGGCCGUUCAACAAAUUCCAUAUCCUCAUUUUCGCCACUACUUCCGAGCACGGCGACAAUCCGGCGCGCCGUGAUCGGGCAUGCCAUGAUAUCGCAAGAAAAAACUGUUUCACUGUGAACUUGUGAUGCAGAAAAUGGAACGCAGAAGUGUGUGUCAUGCCACACGUGCAAGACAGUGGAUUUGUAGCUGUGUUUUCCCUUAGGAACCUCGCAUGACAGACUUUCAGUGUCACGCGUCACAAACUUGUGAUGCAGAUUUUGCUAAAUCACCACAGUGAAACAGUUUUUUCGUGCGAUACAUGACGCAUCUUCAGCAGUACCAGGAGCGGCUGGUGACCACAAGGGAGCAGCAGGAGAAUGAUCGUGGCCAGAGUUGUUGUGUGAGUGGUAGUUGUUCUACUACUUCUGCGGGUCGUAAAAAUGGUCCUCUGAAGACCACCCGUGGUGUUGAGCAGCAACAUGGUCAGCCGAGGACCACCGUGCAGCAAGAACGAAAGGACGGCGACCAGGUGGAAGCACAAAGAAGAACUGCUGCUGCUGGAGCAGGCCAAAAUUCUAACGAGGAAAAUUUGCAGCACAUUGUGCCGGUGUUUUCCACGUUACCGUCGGGGAGAUGCAGUCAGUAUCGACGUGGUUCAUCUUCCGUGCAACAAAAUCUGCACGCAAGAGCCGGUCGGCAGCGACGAGAACACCAAACUUCGCAUGCGGGAGGUGCAGUUCUUGGGGCUACUUCUGCGUAUCGGCGACGAAGUUCAUCUGGCGUGUCGUCCCGCAGCCCGUCUUCGGCUAGAAGGGAUUUAGAGGAUCAUGAUACAACAACACGGUUUGUUCUUACUGAAGAUGAAGAUGAUUCUUCCGGCCGACACAGAACAAUCUCCGGCAGAAGUUGUACAACAAACCCCUGCAGAAAUGCGAAGAACUUUUGCAAAAAACUUGAGCAUUGUGCUCGCUUUUUCAUGCACGCCUUCCAGGACCCCACUGCAGCGCGGAUGGAGCAAAGGAGGGUUGUUCCGCGUGUGGGAGGAAUGAUCGACGCUGCAGAGGAUUUGUUUUGUCGUGUAGGUGACAAUGGUCAACAUGUUGAUAUCACUGACCUGCGGGAGGAGGACCACAUGAACGUCGCUGGUGAUCCUGUUAGACGAGGGCAGCGCUUGCAACGACGUGUAUCCCACCCUGUCGAGCACUCUGAGGGUCUAUCGCGCUGCUUCGACGAACAAGUACAUAGCGAUCCCCCUUGUUCCGACGACCGCGUUGUGGUCAACUAUUGCGGUGCAGGACUGAACAUAGGUAAUCCUUCUCGUCUUGAACCCGAUUCAUCUACGAAUCAUGAUUCCCGCGGCGCAGUACAACAUUUUCCAGAACUAAUUCUUCCGCCAGCUCCGUGCUCCAGUCCGGCACCGGGCUCAAGUCCGAUUUUGUUUGUGAAAAAGAAUCAACAAGUGUCACACAACAGUGUUUUAAUAAGCAACUUUUUGUUUGACUUUUGGCUCUCUAUUGCAAUUUUCGCAUUUUCUUUGCCUGAAUCACGAGCCUAUGCUCGAUUUUUUUGUCGCAAGGGUAUACUUAGCUGUGGGGGGGUCCCUUGUCCCUUGUCCCUUUUUUUGGUCCGGAAGAGGGACAAGGGACAAAGGUCGGCUUUGAAGCGACGAAAGCGGCGAAAAGGUCCCUUGUCCCUUCUCGCGAAGGGACGAAGGGACGAAGGGACAAGCAAAAGGGACACGCUGUAGGUCCCCGAGGGGCCGGGAGGCGACCCAGGUUCUGACCGGGAAGGGAGAAAGGGACAGGCGAAAGGGACAAGGGACAGGCGAAAGGGACAAGGGACAGGCGAAAGGGACAAGGGACAAGGGACAAGGGACAGGCGAGAAGGGACAAGGGACAGGCGAGAAGGGACACGGGGACAUGGGAGAAGGGACAGGCGAGAAGGGACAAGGGACAGGGGAGAAGGGACAGGCGAGAAGGGACACAGGGACAAGGGACGGGCGAGAAGGGACACAGGGACAAGGGACAGGGGAGAAGGGACAGGCGAGAAGGGACACAGGGACAAGGGACAGGCGAGAAGGGACACAGGGACAAGGGACGGGCGAGAAGGGACACAGGGACAAGGGACAGGGGAGAAGGGACGCAGGGACAGGGGAGAAGGGACACAGGGACACAGGGACACAGGGACACAGGGACACAGGGACACAGGGACACAGGGACACAGGGACACAGGGACACAGGGACACAGGGACAGGGGAGAAGGGACAGGCGAGAAGGGACACAGGGACAAGGGACGGGCGAGAAGGGACACAGGGACAAGGGACAGGGGAGAAGGGACACAGGGACAAGCGACAGGCGAGAAGGGACACAGGGACAGGGGACAAGGGACAGGCGAGAAGGGACCGGGGGCGCAGGGGACCAGGAGGGGACCAGGGGACCAGCCGAAAGGGAGAGAGGGACAAAGGGAGGGAGAGACAAAUGAGGGGGGGGACGGGUGCGAGGGGAAAAGCGAAGGGACCAGGCGACGGGAGAAAGAGAACGAGAGGAGACAGAGACGGCGGGAAUGGCGCGGGUCUACCUGGGGAGGUGGCGGUGCAGGGCAUGUCGCCGGGAUCUCUUCCAAUUUAGCGGCUUCGGCUCCUUCGGGUCGCACGUCCCUUGUCCUUUGUCCCUUUAAGGUAAAUGGAGGCUGCCUGGGGUCCCACGUCCCUUGCCCCUUUUGGGCAAAUGAAGGGCGGCAGGUGCCCCUUGCCCCUUGUCGCUUUUCGGGAAAUGGGGGAAAUGCAUGCGCCCCGUGUCCCUUGUCCCUUUUCGGGUAUCGGAGAGUGUAACGGCGUCCCUUGUCCCUUGUCCCUUUUCGGAUCUUGGAGAAUAUAAACGCUUUCCCUUGUCCCUUGUCCCUUUUCGGGUAUCGGAUGGCAUACAUGUGUCCCUUGUCCCUUGUCCCUUUUGGGAACUUCAAGGAUAUACGUGCGGCCAUUGUCCCUUGUCCCUUGUCCCUUUCCGGAAAAUGGAGGAGAUACCAGCGGCCCUUGUCCCUUGUCCCUUGUCCCUUUUCGGAACAUGGAGGAUAUACAAGCGGCCCUUGUCCCUUGUCCCUUUUCGGAAAAUGCAGGAUUCACAAGCGGGCAUCGUCCCUUGUCCCUUGUCCCUUUUCAGGAAAUGGAGGAUACGCAAGCGGUCAUUGUCCCUUGUCCCUUUUCAGGAAAUGGAGGACACACAAGCGGUCAUUGUCCCUUGUCCCUUGUCCCUUUUCAGGAAAUGGAGGAUACACAGGCGGUCAUUGUCCCUUGUCCCUUUCCAGGAAAUGGAUGAUACACAAGCGGUCAUUGUCCCUUGUCCCUUGUCCCUUUUCAGGAAAUGGAUGAUAUCCACGUGGUCAUUGUCCCUUGUCCCUUGUCCCUUUUCAGGAAAUGCAUGAGAGCACGUGUCCCUUUUGCUUGUCCCUUCGUCCCUUCGCGAGAAGUUAGUACUGAUUUGGACCGACUUCAAAAAUGUUAAGAAAAUCGGAAAAAAAUCCGCAAAAAAUCCAGGCACGCCGCAAAAAAUCGACUUUGUGCCGCGGCUGCUAACGUCCACAAGCGAAGCAAAGUAGCGCGAAACGAAGUCGGUUGCCCGCGUUCUCGAAGCUCGAGAAUGCGCCAACUCGGUCUCGCGGCAGUUUUUGCCGGUGUCCUGAGGCGUUAGGCCCCACCCUGGAGCGUCCGGGCUGCCAGAAAGAUUCCCGCAGCCGGGUUGGGGGCGCCGGGUUGUCAUGUUCCGCCCGGCGGGCGGUGCUCACAAAAUCGAUUUUGUGAGUACCCGCGGACAGAUUCGAUUUUGUGCGCACCCUUCGGGCACGCUUUUCGAAGAUGCCCUAUCCUCGGGCGGGGCCACACAAUCCGCGCGUGGUCGCAAAAUCGAUUUUACCAACACAAAAGCCGGAAAAUCCGGCAAAAGCUGCAAAAUUGAUUGCGUGGGGCGAAGUCGCAGAGGACGGGCCUCUGCCCGCCUUGGAUCGAUGUUUCGCUCGCACGCUACAGGCUUAGGGAUGAUCGCGAAUUCCAGAACUUGCGCCCCGAUGAAGUUCCGCACAUUCAUCGCGUUGGCCCAGCGUAGAAAGCAAUGAAAAACGCCCGAGCUUGUGACUUACAUCCGGGCCCAAGUUCUGAAAAGCCGCGGGAGCGGCAUGGGCCCCGUCUGCGUGUUCUGAGCUCCGUAGAGGCGCCAGGAACAGGCUCUCGGCUGGCGCGGGGGUCGCAAAAUCGAUUUUGUAAACAGACAGCCCUCGGUGGGUGCCGCGGCUCAGUCCUCGACAGCCGCUGGGCGCUUGAUGGGGCGCAGAGUCGGGGAUUUUAGUUAUUUCAGGCUCGCAGAAUCGUCUGCGGGUUCAAUCACCCGAGGCGUGCAAAAUCGAUUUUGUUGGACCGCUCCUUGUGCGAUGUCCGCGUCAGUGGUGGUGCGGGCAAAAGAGGUGGCGCGGGCCUGCUAUGUGGGUAAGGCAGGUGGCUGUCCGGCUGUUUGCCAAAAUCGAUUUUCCAACUUCCUGAAAAUCCAGAGGAGCAAGUUUUCCGGAAGUCCGCGCGUUGCUUGGACUUUCCGGGACUGCCGAAAAAUCGAUUUUCCGGGUUCCGGAAAUUCCGGAAAUUUCGAAAAGUCCGGAGUUUGCGAAAAAUCCGGAAUUUUCCGAAAUCGAAAAUCGAGAUCGGGACAUCAGCAAGUCCUCGAAAUCGAAAAUCGACUCGGAAAAUCGAUUUUCUGCUUCAUUGCUAAGGAGAACGGACCAAACCUGGUCCAUACCAUCGGCGGAGGCAGUUGCUUACUAUCCAGUUGGUAAUCUGCUGCCAAAAAUCCGAACGCUUGCACUUUCAAGAGAUUCGGAGGCGCUUCAAAGUCGAUUUUCUGUGUGCCAAAAGUGCGCCCGAGUGUGCGCCAAAAAUGCGCCAAAAGUGCGCGCGAGUUACUAUUCAAUAGUAACGGAGACGGACCAAACCUGGUCCAUACCAUCGGCGGAGGCAGUUGGUUACUAUUCAAUAGUAAUUAUUAUUUUGCUCGGGACGCAACACAAAACAGCGCGGAUUUUUGCGCGCGACACCUCGAGCGCGACUGCCUUCGGAUUUUUUUUGGAUUUUUGGCAGCAGCUUACCAACUGGAUAGUAAGCAACUGCCUCCGCCGAUGGUAUGGACCAGGUUUAGUCCGAUCUCGCUACUAUUGAAUAGUAAUGGAGGCACAAAAUCGAUUUUCUGCUAUUUUCUCGGAAGCUCUAUUUUCCGGAAGUCGGAAAAUCCGGACCGCAGCGAUCUCCCGAGAUCUUUCCGGAAGUCCAGAUCUCUCCGGAAAAUCUAAUGUCCGGCAAGGUGCCGACGUUGUCCAUAGGGUUGAGGGGUUGCAGAAUCGACUUUGUGGCCGGUAGGGCCCGUUGCCCGUACCUCUGAGGGCGCGGGCUGGGACGGGGGUUGGUAAGGCAUUGGCGUGGGAGACUGCAUCCGCGAAGAAAGGGCGGACGCACAAAAUCGAUUUUGUGGGAGAUCCGCUAAAGCGCAUAGCUGGAAGCUCUCCCCCCUAGUCCGUCGGCCCGGCGGAUUGCGUGGCGCACCGCCUCGAUAUUGAGCCACGCGGCCGCUCGAUUCUGUCGGACCUGGGAAGCUGCGAAAUCGAUUUUGUGUGGUCGGGCGAUUGUGUGGCCUUCAACAGCCCUUGCGCGACCCACAACAUCGAACCACCUGUGGUCAGCUCAAAACCGGCCUUGUGGUCGGCGCUGCGUUCUGGGGGAAUGGAAAAUCGAUUUUGUGCAAUCUGCGGGAUUGCGCGUCUGGAGGAGGGGUUUUGUGCAAUCCGCGUCUGCGGCUUCGAUUUUGUGCAAUCUGCGUUGUGUGCCAUGCAAAAUCGAUUUUGUGCAAUGCAAAAUCGAUUUUGCGGGAUUCGGUUUUGUGCAAUGCAGAAUCGGGAUUCGGUUUUGUGCAGAGCAAAAUCGAUUUUGUGCAGUGCAAAAUCGAUUUUGUGCAAUGCAAGAUCGAUUUUGUGCAAUGCAAAAUCGAUUUUGCGGGAUUCGGUUUUGUGCAAUGCAAAAUCGAUUUUGUGCAAUCCGCGUCUGCGGGAAUGCAGAAUCCAUUUUGUGCAAUGCAAAAUCGGGAUUCGGUUUUGUGCAAUGCAAAAUCGAUUUUGUGCAAUGCAAAAUCGUUUCUGUGCAAUGCAAGAUCGAUUUUGCUGCUUUCGGUUUUGUGCAAUGCAAAAUCGAUUUUGUGCACUGCAAAAUCGGGAUUCGGUUUUGUGCAACGCAAAAUCGAUGCUGUGCAAUACAAAAUCGAUUUUGUGCAAUGCAAAAUCGAUUUUGCGGGAUUCGGUUUCGUGCAAUGCAAAAUCGAUUUUGUGAAAUCCGCGUCUGCGGGAAUGCAAAAUCGAUUUUGAGCAAUGCAAAAUUCGGGAAUCGGGAAUCGCCCCCCUUACGUUGGUUGGCUCUGGCCUCUACAGUUUCGCCGCGCCACCGGAUUUUUUUUCGAUUUUCUUGGCCGAUAAAAAGUUGGUCCAAAUCACUACCAAGAGAAGGGACAAGGGACCUUUUCGCCGCUUUCGUCGCUUCAAAGCCGACCUUUGUCCCUUGUCCCUCUUCCGGACCAAAAAAAGGGACAAGGGACAAGGGACCCCCCCACAGCUAAGUAUAUUGUGUCGCAAAGAGUAUAGUUGGGGCUGAGUCCGUUACGGUUCGUUCCGGUUCGUUUCACCGUAACGAACGAAUUUUCGUUCGUUCGUUACGGUUCGUUAUGGUUCGUUUCACCGUAACGAACGAACUUCCGUUCGUUCGUUAUGGUUCGUUACGGUUCGUUUCACCGUAACGAACGAGCUCGUCAGGAGCCGGCACGCCGUAACGAACGAAUCUGAUUGUGUGAAAAAGGUGUCUGUGCGUGAAAGCUGCAAAAGGCCAAAACUUCCGCGAGACGGCGAAGAAGGUCGGCGGCUCGGCAGCAUUGCCGCCUUCUCCGGUGCCGGCUUUGUUCGUUUUUCUUUAGCGAACAAGGUCAGUGAGUACUUCGGAGGGGCGGCGGUUUGUUGAAGAAAAAUGCGACUUCAUACCCGUGCUCGUGUUCCGGGUGGAGCUCUAGGCAUCCGAGUGUGCCGGCCUGAAUCAGUAGUGUGGGGGCCAAAAGUUCCUGCAUGUGUGUCCCCCGCGCGGGCAGCCCCUUGGUGCGUCACGGCCGGCGCCCUUUCCUGGCGCACGUCGCGCAGCUGGCGGACAUGGCUGGUUGAUGUCGAGCCGCUGCGCCAUCCUUCGGAAUAUUCCGUGCGACUUUCUGCAUUCGAAAAUACAUAGCGCCGCCGCGCGGAAUAUUCCGAAGGAUGGCAUGGCAGAUUUCGUGGCGAGUCCAUCGCGGGGCUUGCCCCCCUUUCCGAUAAACGAUCUGCCGGCUGGCAGUCGAGGCUGGCACUCAGGAAGGGGCGGCGGGCGACUCCUCUCCGUGGUCGUCCGUGUAGCAUCCGGUCGAAGGGCCCCCUUCCGCAUAUAAAUCGAGAAUACCGUCCUGCGGAAUAUUCCCCGCGACGGCAUCCUGCAUUUAUAAACAUUACUUUCGAAAACACAUAGCACCGCCGCGCGGAAUCUUCCGAAGGAUGGCAGGGCUAAUUUUGUGAUGAGCCGCCCCCCGCAGGCGCACUCCGGCUUCCCGAAGUCUCCGAUCUCCGGGGCCCCGGAUCCGCGCAAAGCCACUUCGUUCGUUCGUUCGUUACGGUGAAACGAACCAUAACGAACGAACGAACGAAAAGCCAUUCGUUCGUUCGUUCGUUCGUUAGGAAGAUAGAAUCGGGCUCGUUCGUUCGUUCGUUACGGUGAAACGAACCGUAACGAGCUAACGAAAGUCCAUUCGUUCGUUCGUUUGGUCGUUAGCGGACCCGCGAAGCCACUUCGUUCGUUCGUUACGGUGAAACGAACCAUGACGAACGAACGAACGAACGAACACGCAUUCGUUCGUUCGUUCGUUCGUUCGUUCGUUCGCUUGGAUGGCAAAGCCAGUGUGUUCGUUCGUUCGUUCUGAUGCCACAAACGGACUCGUUCGUUCGUUCGUUAACCAUAACGAACCGUAACGAACGAACGAAAAUUCGUUCGUUACGGUGAAACGAACCGGAACGAACCGUAACGGACUCAGCCCCAACUAUAUUGGUCGCAAAAUUUGCGGCUGAUACAAGAGCACGCAAAGUGGUAUUUUUUGCUUUCUUUUAUUACCUGUAAAUCACCAGUGUACCGUCGCGUUUGGAACUGCAGAAUCGCUUUGUCAUUUACAAAAUGAUAUUUUUAUUCGAAAAUCCUUUUACCACUAAACCUGUUGCGUGUUUGUUUUUUUUUUUCCAUACUUUCUGCACGAGAUUUUCGUGUAGAACAACCGACCAGCUCGGCGUCACCCCAGGCUCUACUUCUACACGAUGACCCGGACUUGCGUAUUUUCCCGAAGAGAACAACCGUGCAUCACCCAAAGCAAGUACGACCGUGCAUGCGUUCCGACGACGACGAGAUGAGCUGUGCGAAUGCUGCAUCAAAUAAAUCAACCGGCGUCCUCGCUGCUGCCUCCUCCUCCUCCUCUUCGAGCACAAAUGUGUUUCUGCAACUUUCUGGACGAGAGGUCGUCAGUAGUCGUGAUGUUGACAAGGCUCACCUAGAAGAAGUGCACCACGAGCAGUACGAUAAGAAUGGCGGUGCUACACAACUCCGACCAGAACAACCUGCUUCGAUUUUGUCUCCGAGUGGAACGAAGGAACUUAAGGAUGUACUAUCGGGAAGCACAUCAUCGAGAAAAAUCUUCAGUCGUGACGAGCAGGGAAUAUUUACAGGGAGCCCAGGAACAAGCAUUAGCUUUGGUAGUUCUUGUUCACGGAAAAUGAACAAAAAAGUGCGGUUUUCAGAAGAUGAAGAAGAAACGGAGGAACACGAUCAUUUCCCAGGAACCAACGCUGCCCAAGCAACGGGGUCGAGGUUUAUUUGUUCCACCAAAAGCUGCUCAACAUCUUCGUCUCUGCUUUUUUUCGCCCAAAAAGCAGAUCCGCAGAGCACGAUAUCUUCGGGAAGUGGCGGCCCGUCGAGUAAAAGUGAAACUUCGGAUACCGUUGCAGCAGAUGACCCAAGUCCAACUGCAAGCAAAUUGAAACCACACACUUUUUUAGACAGCACGAGUCAUGAAAAGUCCCCGUGUUGUACUAGUAUACCUGAACCAUCCUGCCGCGUGCACGCUGCUCCACACAGGGUCGCUGGAGCAGAAACAACGACGGUUCAGGCAUGCAGGUCGGAGCCGUCGCACUUGAACCCACUACUUCCGACGAAAGGACGGGGAGAAGAAAACGACGGCGCUGUACAGAAUUUUUACCGAACAGACGAUGACGAAGAGCGGCCGUCAAACUAUUGCAGCAGCGGUGGAGCAGCAGCGGCCAUGGCUAGUACAACUACACCUGGAUCUACAAGAACUUCUUCAGCAAGAAGAGCAGUGUCUCCACCACUCGUCCCUGCGACUCCGUCAUCUUCCCCCUCAGCGUUACGACCUGGAUCCGGAAGGAGUCAUCUAGGAUUCCCGGACUGUCUCUUCCAGCACGGAACGGGCACAAAAAACAGGACCACUACCACUUACACCUCAUCGUCAUCGGAGCUUCCCCUCCUGCCGAUUCAACAUGGCAGCUUGCGGACAAGCCGCGCCCGAUUGAUGGACGUUUGCCUAUGAAAUGCAAAAGCAUCGUACUCGUCUAAAUGUAUAACAAAUUUCCUCAGUAUGAGAAAUGAAAUUUGUAGUGAAGAUUUACCGUAAGAAAAGCAUUUGUAAUGCAUGACUGCAGUUUGAGUACGAUACUUUUGCGCAGGAUAUUGCCUUUUCGAGUACAACUCUUUCUCCCCGGACUGCGAGGCGAUGUUUGAACUCGCACGCGGCUGUUUGCAGGAGGCCGCAGCAGGAGCAGCAGCAGCACCGCCCGUCCACCGGCCGACGGUGGUGUUCACAGACACAGACGGGCAAAUGGUGUCGAGGACUUCUGACGCGGAAAAUUUGAGUGAUCGAGGGAACUUUCGUUCCAGUGCUAUUGAGAGGAAAAAUCCCCCCUCCCCAUAUCAAAACGGAGCUUCUGAUGCUGUAUUUGUGUACUACACAAAUCAGCGCUGUAUUGCAAAGAGGCAUUGCGGCCAGAUCCCCGGGCUAGGUAGGGGCGCACGGGUCUAGUUGUUCAGGAUGGCAAACGGCUCCCCUUUAGGCCCAACAGCAUGACAAAUGUCUUCCAUAUUGGGGCGGAAGCUUCUGCCCUUGUCUUCUUGCAAGACAAACGUGAUUUGUGACCUCAAAUCAGCAACACUAAUUUUCGGAAGCAUACCUUUUCAAUAUGGGGAGGCGGGAUUUUUCCUUACGAUAAGUGCUGACCCGCCUUCACGGGGAGUGCUGGAAGAAGAGCACGACCAGCCGGACGGUAUGCAACGAGAUCUUAUCCAGGAAAAAACACCCAUCCCCAUCCAAUUUGUCAUGCAAAACAUGUAUAAACUCCUUUGUUUGUCAUGCAUAAAAUGGAUGGGGAUGGUUGUUUUUUCCUGGAUAGAUCUCCAAGAAGAACUACGUGCAGCUGAAGCUCUUAGAAGUAAUGCACUACAGCACCACGAUCACCACAACUGCCCGCCAGAUAGAGCGGUGACACAAGACCCGCCCCUUCUUUUUACCCCGUCUGCGUCUUCCUUGCGGUGCCUGGAGCAGAUGAGUUGA
This is a messenger RNA of Amoebophrya sp. A120, 11570 nucleotides long. The record is from the annotation of a GenBank genome assembly. Lineage: Eukaryota; Dinophyceae; Syndiniales; Amoebophryaceae.